Molecule: messenger RNA, 427 nt
Organism: Drosophila innubila
Lineage: Eukaryota; Metazoa; Arthropoda; Insecta; Diptera; Drosophilidae
Exons: 3
Coding region: 53-424 (123 amino acids)
Source: RefSeq, a predicted model, not a curated record
UCGCGAGACGAUUCCAUCUCAGUCUCGAUUUUGAACUUCAACGCGCAUCAACAUGACAGCUGCAAAAUUGAUUUUAUUUACCGCCUUGGUGGCUCUUACGGCCUCCUACUGCUCAGCUGGUUGGGUGGACUACUUAUUUCCCAGAGUUAUGGCUGAAUUUUAUAAACAGGAGCCCACAAAGGAGGGCUAUCGCUUUGAUUUGAAAGAACCCAAUGGCAGCACUCGGGAGGAAGUUGGCGUUAUUAUGAAUCCGGAUACGCCCGAAGAACAGUUGGUUGUGAUGGGUUCCUAUUCUUCCUACGAUGAGAAAACCGAUACCGAUACCAUUACCAUGUACACGGCCGACAAGGAUGGUUACAAGGCCCGCUAUAUGAUUAAGAAUCGCAAAUUAUCCCCUGGUGGUCUAAAAUCUCUUGCUGGUUAAUGA